Molecule: messenger RNA, 2346 nt
Organism: Sebastes umbrosus (honeycomb rockfish)
Lineage: Eukaryota; Metazoa; Chordata; Actinopteri; Perciformes; Sebastidae
Gene: casp3a
Product: caspase 3, apoptosis-related cysteine peptidase a
Exons: 6
Coding region: 140-988 (282 amino acids)
Biological process (GO): erythrocyte differentiation; neuron differentiation; apoptotic process
Cellular component (GO): cytoplasm
Source: RefSeq, a predicted model, not a curated record
CUCAAUGACAUCAGCAUCUUUGUUGACUCGCCGGGCGCAGCAAGUCGAGCUAAGCAACUAGCAUCUGAGUCUGUCUGCAGGGUUUAUCAUCACACAGGACGUGCAGUUACACUGUGUGGUUAAGUAUCUGAUCAGAAAUAUGUCGGCAAACAUGCCUGGAGAAGACCGCACGGACGCAAAGAGCGGCGAUGGACUGCAGUCAGAGUUGUCUUUGUCUGCUUCUGGCUCCAUGGAGGUGGAUGCCAAGCCCAGCGGCCACAGCAGCUUCAGAUACAGCCUGAGCUUCCCCAGCAUCGGCCAGUGCAUCAUCAUCAACAACAAGAACUUUGACAGAAGAACAGGCAUGAAUCAACGAAACGGUACAGAUGUAGACGCAGCAAACGCGGUGAAAGUGUUCGGGAAGUUGGGCUAUAAAGUGAAGAUUUACAACGACCAGUCAGUCGAGCAGAUGAAACAGGUUUUAAUUUCUGCGUCAAAGGACGAUCACAGCUGCUACGCCUCAUUCGUCUGCGUUCUGUUGAGUCACGGAGACGAGGGUGUGUUCUUCGGUACGGACGGCUCGGUAGAGCUCAAGUAUCUGACAUCACUUUUUCGAGGCGAUCGCUGCAAAUCACUGGUGGGAAAGCCCAAACUCUUCUUCAUCCAGGCUUGCAGAGGCACUGAUCUGGAUGGAGGCAUUGAAGCCGACAGUGGAGAUGAUUGCACUACCAAGAUCCCUGUGGAAGCUGACUUCCUCUAUGCCUUUUCCACAGCCCCAGGCUACUACUCAUGGAGGAACACUAUGACUGGAUCCUGGUUCAUGCAGUCACUGUGUGACAUGAUCAGCAAAUAUGGAAAUGAAUUGGAGCUCCUGCACAUCAUGACUCGAGUGAACCACAAGGUGGCAGUAGAGUUUGAGUCGGUCUCCAAUUCACCAGGCUUCGAUGCAAAGAAACAGAUCCCAUGCAUUGUGUCAAUGCUGACCAAAGAGAUGUAUUUUUCUCCUUAAUGCCGUCUUCAGCCUUCACCCGCAGAAGAAAGGCUGAGGAUGUGUAUGGGGAAUUAUUUUAGUUUACAGCGUCUGACUGAAUAUCUCAGCUGACAUCUUUCAGGGAGAGUAGAUGUGAUGCAAAGUCAAAUUUCACAAGCUUGGCAUUAUAAGGUUCCUUCUGUGUGGAGUACAGUUCGGAGAUAUAAAGGCAUUAAUUAAAAAUUGUAUCCCUGUAGGAAACGGUUUUGUAUUCAAUUUUAAACAUUUAACCUAAAAUGGUAUUUGUUUGUGUCGAUGUAAAAGAAAAGCAUAAAAUAACAUUGAAAAAUCAUGAAUCUAAAGAUAACAUGUAAUCAACCUUGUAAUUCCAAGCUCCCAGUUUUCUACCAGUGAAUGCCUCUCUUCUGUUUACACGUAACACAUUUCAGGGAAACAUAUCGGGAGCCAGUUUGUUGGGAAGUUUGACCUUCUAUAUUUGUUUAAUAAUCAUGAAACCAUAGAUGGUCUUUCUGCAUCAGCAUUUUUAUGAGUCAGCAGUUUAUUAUAAGUUGAGUGUCUGUGAAGGGAUCAUGUGUCAUUUCUGUGCCUGUUUUUUUUCUUUUCUUUACAUCCGUGUUAUCUUUGUUCACUAUUGAGUCAGUGUAGUGACUAAUAACAUGAAGGAUGCACAAACAAAAAUAAUCAAUCAUUUACUGAAAUAUUACCUGAUGACCUCAGGAGGUAAAGUAAAGGAUAAUGUUGUGUAGCAAAUCCAGGAACACCCAUUAAGCUAUCUUGUGUUCUGUUGGUUUUAAUGUUUUCCAUUUUCUAAAAAUGGAUUUCUUUGAAUGAACGGUUGCCUGCGAAUUUCCUCAUAUGAGUCUGUGUCAGGCUUCAUAGCAUGCAUGAGUAAUGACAGCCCUCUUGCUUUUAUUUGAGGCACAUUUCCAUACUUGAACACAAGUUUACAUUUUAUAUCAGGCAGUAGCUCAUGUAUUUCUUGUGGGUUUUUAAAUAUAAAACGGCAAAUAGGACGCCUUUUCACUUUUACUUUUUCACUUAGCUUUAAUAUUUCUCCUUAAAACAUUUCCAAUGGACUGUUGUGGAACUGUGAGUCAAACUUUUACAUGUAACUAUCAGCAUUGAGUGAUAUAUUACAGACAAAGCACAAUUUGAUUGUGUACUGAUCCAGUUGCUGAGUAAAUAUUUCAAUAUUUACAGCAAACUAGCUGAAAUCCCUUUAACUGUUAAAACAUUUCACUGUUUGACAAUCCAGUUUGUAUGUCAUGUCAAUAUACUACACUUUGAGGCUUUUUUUAUCAUCACUAUUUUGUAAGCAGUGGUACUGUGAGGUUGGUGUAAUGUUUCUCCUGAUAAAUAAAAAACACUUUUCUUCA